AUUGUUGACGUUAUCGAGGAGAACUUCUAUGAUGCGCGAACGCAAGAAGUAGCAGGUCCUCGUGCACAGCAGAUCAUAAUUUAAGGGGAGAGAGAGAGGGAGAGAGAGAGUCUCGGUACCUUGCGGCUCAAGAAGAAGUAGAAUAAGUAGAAAGAAAGACAGGAGAAAGAGAAAGAAGAGGAAGAUGGCGAGGUACGACAGGGCAAUUACAGUAUUCUCACCAGAUGGCCAUCUGUUUCAGGUCGAAUACGCCCUCGAAGCCGUGCGCAAGGGCAACGCCGCAGUAGGCGUCCGUGGCACCGACACCAUCGUCCUCGGCGUCGAGAAGAAGUCCACUGCCAAACUCCAAGACUCCAGAUCGGUCAGGAAGAUUGUAAACUUGGAUGAUCACAUUGCACUAGCCUGUGCUGGACUUAAGGCCGAUGCUCGCGUUCUAGUAAACAGGGCACGGAUUGAAUGUCAAAGCCAUAGGCUUACAGUCGAGGAUCCAGUGACUGUUGAGUACAUUACUCGUUACAUUGCAGGUCUUCAGCAAAAGUACACACAAAGUGGGGGUGUGAGACCAUUUGGCCUUUCAACUCUGAUCAUUGGUUUUGAUCCCUAUUCUGGUGCACCGUCAUUGUAUCAGACAGAUCCUUCUGGGACAUUUUCAGCUUGGAAGGCUAAUGCAACUGGGAGAAACUCCAAUUCGAUAAGGGAGUUUCUGGAGAAAAACUAUAAAGAAACUUCUGGGCAAGAAACAGUGAAGCUUGCCAUCCGUGCAUUGCUUGAGGUUGUGGAGAGCGGGGGAAAGAACAUAGAAGUUGCUGUGAUGACUAGGGAGCAUGGACUACGGCAACUUGAGGAAGCUGAGAUUGAUGCAAUUGUUGCCGAAAUUGAUGCAGAGAAAGCAGCUACUGAGGCUGCAAAGAAGGCUCCUCCAAAGGAAACAUGAUCUCAUUUUCAUUUUUCUCAUCUCCUUGUUUAUUGUUUAUCUACAACUCCCAAUGUUAUGCGGGGAGUUGUGUUUGGUAUUUUGGGUCAAACUGAUGGGUGUUGUCAUCCAUUUUGGAUGUUAUUGGAGUAUUCUUUAGAACAACAAAAACAUAGCUACUUGAAUUCUGAAAAUGGAGAUGAGACGAAUUGUGUAUCAGAAGUGAUAGUCACUAGUACGUACGAAAGUUUGCCUUAAUUGGCAAGUGAUUAGCAGCCUCUUUGAUUAAGUCAAAACUCAGACUAUCGAUCA
Molecule: messenger RNA, 1225 nt
Organism: Juglans microcarpa x Juglans regia
Lineage: Eukaryota; Viridiplantae; Streptophyta; Magnoliopsida; Fagales; Juglandaceae
Product: proteasome subunit alpha type-7
Exons: 3
Coding region: 185-934 (249 amino acids)
Biological process (GO): ubiquitin-dependent protein catabolic process
Cellular component (GO): proteasome core complex, alpha-subunit complex; nucleus; proteasome core complex
Source: RefSeq, a predicted model, not a curated record